GCGGCGAAACCCGUUAGGGGCGCGCGCCCUCUGAAAACAAAACGAAUUCUGCAGAAGACUAGAGCGGCGCUUUCGGUACUCUUGGCAGCUUGGGGUACCCUCCUUUUGUGGAAACAGCUCAUUGUCCGCGCGGUAGGGGCCACCCCGUUUUCUCGAGUCGCACGGUGACGCAGUUCCUGAGCGCGCCAACAGGGGCUGGCUGGAGGGCGGGCUCUUCAAAUUUGAAUUCCGAAACUGUUGUGGGUGUCAGGGAACCUCGCGGAGGAAGUGAGGGUCACCUGAGGCCGGGCUGCGGCGGGCUGGAGCUGACUUGGGCCAGAGGCGCGAGCCUUGACCCCACGCGAAGCCAAUCCCGGACUGCCGCCUUCUAGCUCUUUCAGGCCCUUCACCCAAGGUUCCUCUGGGCCCCUGCUGAAGGUCUGCUAUCCUGAAUAUUGUGUUUAAGUGAAUUAUCUGUUAGAGAAAAUUUGUUUCUACUGUUUAUCAAGAUGAUUGCAACACCUUUGAAACAUCCAGGAAUUUAUUUGUCUUCAGAGACAUCUUCUCAAAGAAGAAAUACGCCCAUGCAUGCAAUCUUUUUUGACAGCAUUCCUGCAGGCACGCUUACUCCUGUAAAAGAUUUGGCAAAAUAUCACAACCCCUCGUUAACGUUGAAUGACCAUAAAAAGAAUCAUUUUCGAGAAGUGACAAAUUUUAAUAAUAAAAAUAUAUUUCAUUCCACCAUGCUAGCAGAGGCUACCACCUCUAACAGCUCUCUUGAUAUCAGUGCUAUAAAGCCCAAUAAGGAUAGAUUAAAAAAUAAAGCAAACUAUGAAUCACCAGGAAAAAUAUUUCAAAGAAUGAAAGAAAAAGUACUGCGUGACAAGCAAGAACAAGCAUCAGGAAACUGUAGUUUGUUGGAACCACCAAAAAGUGAAAACAAAAUUUUCACUCCUAAAGGAGCUGAGAAAAGAGUAUUGCAGCAUACCUACGUCUGCGAAGAAAAGGAAAAUAACAGAUCAUCCCAAUCAGAUAACAAUUCACCAAGAGAGGCUCCAUUUCUGAACCAAGAACAUGAAAAUGUUUCAGCUGCAGGAUUCUCCAACAAGACAUUACCUAGAGCUCAGUUGACUAAACAAAUUCUUCACUCAAGGGAGAAUACAUUUGUAACCACGAAGUCUAAAAAGGACACCUUUGUUUUAGAAGGCGUUGAUUCUGUUAUUGAAAAAUCCCAAAAUACUGCUGUUGACACUCUCAAUACUAACUGUGUUCCUGUUAAAAAUGAUGGUCAGUCAAUGGUUUCUGAUAGUAAGAUGACAACAGAAAGGACUUCACAACAGGAAAUUAAUGAGAACACAAUGCCCAGAGAGACUGAUCUUCUGGGUUCCAUGAAUGAUACAUGUAAAAUUGUGCUUGCAACUCCAAGAUUUCAUAUAACAAUACCUCGGAAAUCAAAAAGAAAUGCUUCAAAUCAUUCUCCUCCAAAUACACUUCAAACUCUUACAGAUGGAGUUAAAAAUAAUAAGGUGAUCCAGCUACAGGAAUGGAUGAUUAAAAUCAUUAAUAAUAAUACUGCUAUAUGUGUAGAAGGAAAAUUGACAGAUAUCCCUAACAUAUAUUGGCACAGUAAUGUCAUUAUAGAACGGAUUAAGCACAACAAACUUAGGACUUUAUCAGGAAAUAUUUAUAUAUUAAAAGGGAUGAUAGACCGGAUUUCCAUGAAGGAAGCAGGAUAUCCAAACUGUCUCAUAAGGAAGUUUAUGUUUGGCUUUCCAGACAAAUGGAAAGAGCAUAUUGAUAAUUUUCUGGAACAAUUAAGGGCUUGUGAAAAGAAAGAGGGAAAGGCCAGACAAAAACAGAAAACUGGAAGAUUUGUCCCUGAUAUACGAAAAUCAUCAAAAAAUAAUGCAAGAGAAAACCAAACAGAUGUCCUCCAAAGAGCCAGCACUACUUAUGACGUUGAUUGUUGUCAUUUGGAAGUGAAAAAUGGUAAGCGCAGUAGGUUGCCAGGAGCCACAGAAUUAAACGUGUGCCAUGGUAAUUGCCAAAAUAAACCACCAUUAAGUCUCCCAGAUGACCAAGUAAAUAAUACUUUUCAAAAUGGAGGAGGAAAUGACUUAUCUAAUCAGGAAUUAAUUGGAAAGAAAGAAUGUGAAAACUUGUCUUCAAAGAAACUUGGAAAUUGUGAAAGAACAAAUGAAACGAUAAUUAAAAGUCAGAAGCAAGAGAGAACUGAAGAAUCGAAUGUAUCCAUUGACAUUCUAACCUCAAGACAACUGUUUUUCUCAGAUGAAGAAAGAAAACGUCUGGCUCCUAAUCAGAAGGAAGCUUAUAUUUUAGUGACACCACUUAAGUCUAAAAAAGUGAUAGAACAAAAAUGCAUGAAGUAUAAUCUGUCCUGUGACACCAUUAAAGCAGUAACAGAUUUUGCAGUGCCAAAGCAUCAAAAAGAAAGUAAAUCAGACUUAAAUGGAACUGCACAUAUGAUCAGUAAGCCCACAAAGACCUUCCAAAAUGCAUUUGAGUAUAGUGUGGAUCAUAAAAAUAAAAACAAGGAAGAUUGCAGUCAAUGUGAUUUACUCACAGUCAACCAGAAAAUCAAAAUAUCUAGUCCUAAAAAGGACCAAACGGUCACCUCUGACUUUAAGAAAAAUACAAGGUUGUUUCCAAAAUUGAAGAAAAUCAAAAACGCAUCUAUGUCAUUUUAUGAGCAUCAGUCCUCAUCAGAUUUGUCUAGUGAAGAGAGCGAAACAGAAAAAGGAAUUGGAAAGAAAGCUGAAAUUGCUAAGAAAACCAGAGCAAGGAAUACCAAAGAAAUAGUGGUUCACCCGAGGAAAAGCACAAGAACCACCACAAGGAAAAUCCCAGUGAUUUCUGAAUCUGAAACUGAAGAAAGUGAAAGUGAAUUUUAUAUCAAACAAAAGAAAGCUAGAUAUUCUGCUAAAGAAAAUCUUCAGAAAUCUUGUAUUAGGAAUGAGUCUCCAAUUAUUGAGGCGAUGGGAUCUAAUGAGACAAAUAGGCAUUCCUUUGAAAAUUUUCCUGGUACAAUUCAGGAUGAAGAAUGGAAUGAGAAGGAAUUACAGAAACUUCAUUGUGCUUUUGCAUCUCUUCCAAAGCACAAACCUGGUUUCUGGUCAGAUGUAGCUAUGGCUGUAGGUUCUCGAUCUGCUGAAGAAUGCCAGAGGAAAUACACGGAAGAUCCCAGAGAAAAAGGAUCUCAGAAACCUGUCACUAAGAAAAAAACAGUCAAUCCCAAAGGCCAAAAUGGCAAGAUAGGUGAUGCUGAUAAGAAGCAAAUUAUUAAGAUAACGGCCAAAGUGGGAACUCUUAAAAGGAAGCAGCAAAUGAGGGAUUUUCUGGAACAGUUGCCAAAAGAUGAUCAUGAUGAUUUUUUCAGUACAACACCUUUGCAGAAUCAAAGAAUACUGUUGCCAAGUCUCCAGGACAGUGCAGAAGAGGAUGAUAUUCUGCCAAGUAUGGACAAAAAUCCAACAACUCCAUCAUCAGUUGUCUUUCCAUUGGCAAAAACUCCUCAGUGUCAGCAUGUCAGUCCUGGCAUGCUAGCCUCUAUAAAUAGGAAUGAUUGUGAUAAAUAUGUUUUUCGUAUGCAAAAAAACCAUAAAAGUAAAGGUGGCAUUGUCUGGGGCAAUAUCAAGAAAAAAACAGUUGAAACUGAUUUUUCAAUUCCAACAUCAAGAAAAAAAACCCUGUUUAACAAAGAAUUAGGAGAAAACUCUGGUAUUGGAAAACUUUUCACUAAUGCUAUGGAGUCUUUAGAUGAAGAAGAGAAAGAUGAUUAUUUUUCAAACUCGGAUUCUACAUAGUAAAAAUGAGAAAAUAUUCCCAGGAUUUUUAUUAGGAAGCAGAUUUUUGUAUCUUCUUUUGGAAUACACAUAUUUUCCUUAAAAUGUACCUUCAUAUGAAAUGGUGGAUUCCUUCUCAAAGGUUUUAGGAGUUUGUAUUCAAAGUAAAACAUCCUUCUGUAAAUAUUCCUCAUUGCUGCAGCUUACUAAAAUAUAAGGAAAAUUGUUUUGCUUGUAUAGAUAUUUGUAAAUUUCUGGGUUUUGCAAUAUUAAAAUAUUCUAGAUAAGUCUCUCUUAAGCAUCCAAGUCUGUUUACUUUAAGAAAAUCAUGUUCCAAACAGAUUUUUUUAAAAGCUUCCAAAAAAAUGUUGCUACCCUUAAGGGAUAGGGGAGGGAGAAUGAAAAGUAGAUUGUUACUGCUGGCUACUGAAUUCAUGAAAACGUUAAGUUAGCAUUUGUUACCACUUGGUAUACAAGCCAGAAUUGAUCUUAUGUUUAAAUUACAUGUUGUUGAAACUAUCUGACACUCUUUCUCCUGAUUUUUUUCUUAAAAUUUGUGAUUGGCAUAUCUAUGAAACCUAUAUAAAUUUAUUGCUUUUUCAGUAUUUUAUUAGGUAGAAUCAGAGAACAAAUUUUGUUGCAUUACACCAUAUUUACAUAUGCAGACACAGUUUACAUUUGGUCUCACUAUAAAGACUGGAUUAGACAAACAUUCAAGUAGUUGAUCUACCCAUUGUAAGGAGUCAAGUUAAUAUGCCCUGUCACGGUAAACAUUUUCCUUUCAGAUAGCUCCUUUAGAAAUAAACCUUUUUUUAGCUUAUUCUGCCACUCUGUUUUGAAAUUUGACAUAGAAUGUUUUUCCUGUGGUUAUAGUAUAUAUCAACUUACCCUUUCUCUCCAGUUAGACUGUUCAAAUAAACUUGGUUUGCUUUUAUAAUA
Callorhinus ursinus (northern fur seal) is the source of this 4721-nucleotide messenger RNA. RefSeq names its product MIS18 binding protein 1 (gene MIS18BP1). Gene Ontology annotation, cellular component: chromosome, centromeric region. NCBI's taxonomy places the organism in Eukaryota, Metazoa, Chordata, Mammalia, Carnivora, Otariidae. The record is from RefSeq and is a predicted model, not a curated record.